This is a messenger RNA of Myotis myotis, 4103 nucleotides long. RefSeq names its product myelin protein zero like 1 (gene MPZL1). The coding region runs from base 130 to 939 and encodes 269 amino acids. Gene Ontology annotation, cellular component: cell surface; membrane; focal adhesion. The transcript is spliced from 6 exons. The record is from RefSeq and is a predicted model, not a curated record. Lineage: Eukaryota; Metazoa; Chordata; Mammalia; Chiroptera; Vespertilionidae.
GCGGGGCCGCGAGUGGGGGCGCGGCGCGGAGGUGCCACUGGGCGGUGGUGGCGAGGCGGCGCCCCUGCGCGGAGCGGAGCGAACGGCAGCCGGGCCCGGUGCGCGGCCGCGGGGCUGCAGCGCACGACGAUGGCCGCGCCCGCCGGGGCCGGGGCGGAGACUGCGACCCUGGACCGCCGGCGCUGCCUGUGGUCGGUGCUGGCGGCGGCGCUCGGGCUGUUGACUGCUGGCGUGUCAGCCUUGGAGGUAUACACCCCAAAGGAAAUCUACGUGGCCAAUGGGACCCAAGGGAAGCUGCCGUGCAAGUUCAAGUCUGCGAACACCACCAGCAGGUUGACCACAAUCUCCUGGAGCUUCCAGCCAGAGGGAUCCCACACCACCGUGUCGUUUUUCCACUACUCCCAAGGGCAAGUGUACAUCGGGGACUACCCGCCCUUCAAGGACAGAAUCACCUGGGCUGGGGACCUCGACAAGAAAGACGCAUCGAUCAACAUAGAAAAUAUACAGUUCAUCCAUAACGGCACCUACAUCUGUGAUGUCAAAAACCCUCCCGACAUCGUCGUCUACCCGGGAUACAUUCGCCUCUAUGUUGUAGAGAAAGAGGUGUUGCCCGUGUUUCCGGUGUGGGUGGUGGUGGGUAUUGUGACCGCUGUGGUUGUGGGGCUCACCCUCCUCAUCAGCAUGAUUCUGGCUGUCCUCUACAGAAGGAGAAGCUCGAAGCGGGAUUACACCGGCUGCAGCACCUCAGAGAGUGUGUCACCGGUUAAGCAGGCUCCACGGAAGUUCCCCUCCGACACAGAGGGUCUAGUAAAGAGCCUGCCUUCUGGAUCUCACCAGGGCCCAGUCAUAUAUGCGCAGUUAGACCACUCUGGUGGGCACCACAGCGACAAGAUUAACAAGUCAGAGUCUGUGGUGUAUGCGGACAUCCGGAAAAAUUAAGAGAAGACCCAGAGCAUAUCCUAAGCAAGAAACCAAUUCAAACUGGACUCUUGUGCCGCAGCGUGGCCCACAGCACGUGGCCGGGACACGGACGGCACGGGGAGGAGAUGUAAAGGAUAUGUGUAAAUCUUCUGUUUACUCUUCGGAUGAGAGGAGCAGUGGUGCAUGACGAAAGAUGGUAUGGUUCUACAUAUAUGUAAAUUGUCUCGCUGUUUUUUUCUACUUUUUGCAUCCAGGGUCAUUUACAGUUGGGGAAAUUCAGCCACAUUCCUGUCACCACCGUUCGGAUAUGGUGUGCCUUAAUGGCGAUGUAGCGCUCUCUUAGUAUCCCAGCAGACUUGGCCUUUUUGUCUAAGGGCUUAACCAGUCUUAGCAUUUGUUGUAGUUGGAGAAUGAAGAUACGAUGCAGGAGACAUAGCCAGGGUGGCCUGUCCCCCACCGUCUGUUCCGACUGUUUGUAGUUUUUAGGAAACACCCGUUAGCUAUGCCACUUGGAGACAAUUUGAGAAACUUUUGUCGAUGUUUUUUCUCUCUAAAGCAGGGGUGGGGAACCUUUUUUCUGCCAAGUGCCACUUGGGUAUUUAUAAUAUUCUCAAGCCAGACAGAAUUAUCAACUUAAAAAUUAGUCUGCUAUAUUUGGUCAAACAUUUAAUUAACUCACCCUGAUGCCUUUGCAAGCCUUAUACGGCCCUUGGGUCAAAGGUUCCCCAACCCUGCUCUAAAGCAAAGAGCAUUUUUGCCUCAUAAGUUGUCACACAGACUUUAAGGUUACACCCUUUCAUGUCAGCUUGUUCAUCACAGCAAGGUCAGCAGGGAGAGCUGCCGGGGCCAGUUCCUCGGUGCCCUCAGAGCAGGACCCUUCACAUGGAACUGAAAGAGGAGCCAGCGGCCUGGGGAGCAGAGUGCAGGUGUCACUUUCUUUGCUGCUGGAAACGAGCCCGCGCAGCUGCCAGGGAGGAGUUCAUUGCCUUCCAGGUGGGCAGGAACGGGGUACACAGAACCUCCGUUCUCGCAUUAAUUCGUCCCAGAAGGCUGUUCGAAAACGGAAUCAUUUUUUCCCAUUAGAAAUCAUGUAAACUGAAUUAGUCCACUCCAGACCCCCAAAUGAUCUGUUCUUAUAUACAGUACAUGUCUAGUGUACUGCUUAAUUUAUAAAUAAACACUUUCAAACAAAAAGGGCUUGAAAUGUAAAUGAAAAUUUAACAAAAAGGAGAUGAAAUGUAAAAAAUGAAAGCUUAAUAAUAAGCAGCAAUAAAAGCAAAAAAAAACAAACCCUACAAAAAUAUUCACAGCACAAUUUCCUGAGAUGUUAACAAUGUGAGGUUUAGCGGUAGAUGGACUCAGGCUCUCUCUCCUUUGUUCGCCGCCUGAGAGACACGUGACCGAUCACACAGGUUUCAGCAGGAAAGGGUUGCCAGGUUGAGACGUGAAUUGUUGGGGACGGGAGCCCCUGAGAGGCGAGCUUUGCUGUAAUCAGGUAGCCGCUGUCGGAUCCAGGGCGCCCUCUAGGGAAUCGUCUUCCUUCUGGACGCAGAGAGCUCGGAGCUGCAGGGGCCUCUGAGGCUCAAGGCCGCUGGUGUUUUCAGAUCAGCAAGUAGGACUAGCACUUCUCCUUCUACUUUGGGAAUCUCUCCUCUGUUCCUGUUGUUUUUGUUCAUUUUCCACAUUUCCCCCAUUGAUGGAAUUGAUGAACAAUGAGAUGAGGAAAAAUCUAGACAGUUCAGGUCAUUCAUUUUGUCCCAUCGACAACCCCCGCCCCAUCACAAACCUAUGAUUUCUGUUAUUACUGGGACUAAAAAGCAAAGUGAGAUCAUUAAACAUUUAUUUAUAUUUGUCAUUCCUCCAUUUCCUGGAUUCUUUUGUAUUAAAAUGUUUUAGAUGUGAAAUGGUCUGAAAGCCCACAGUGGCGGAGGUCACAGGACAUGGCUGGGGAGUGGAGUGGCGGCAAUGUCCAUUUCCCCUGUGGUGUGGGGUCCGCCACCAGCUGCUUCCUUUUCCUCCCGGCUUCUGUCGUCUCUGUGAGGCAGUUUGGCCGGCUUCCAGGAGGACUCUCAGGGCGUCACGCAGGGUUUGGGUGGGAAGGUGUGGAGGUGAUCAAAUGGGAGAGGACACAUGGUCUUGUUUUCUGAGGAGCUGCUGGCUCUUCCCCAGGGUCCAGCCAAUGUAUCGUUCAUGUAUCGUAUGCAGGGGGCUUUGUGGUCAUGCACACCCUCCCUGUCCAGAGGCUGGCGGCUGUGGUCUGCGCUGUGUCGGGGCGAGUAUACGCCCUGAGGCCUCUCUCCUCCUGCUCAUGGGCCCAGCUCGAGCCCGGGACCCUGAGUCCGCCCAGGACGGCCCACCCAGGUCCACCUUGCCUCCUAAAGCUUCCUGCAUCCGUUUGAAAACAAGCCCUAGUGGGUGCGGGGAGGGAGGAUGGGUGUUGGGCUGUCCCCUUUCCAGACAGAUUCCCAGGUAACGGUACUCGUGAGCCUUUGUUUUGAAGCCGGAAAGGACACAUCCAGAGGCAGAUGUGCGGUUAGAUGUGGGGCGUUCCCUGACGGCCCCAUUUUACAGAGAAAAGGGGUGUCCUCCUUUUUCUUCCUUCUCACCAGGCCUGUGAAUAAGCUAUCCACUCCUAAUGGCUCGGGAGAGCAACAGCCCCAGUUUCUCCUUUCGUUUCAUUUUGAGAGCUGCCACCCAGAGCACCCGCCCGCACUUCCUCCAACCACACGGGUGGCCUCUCCCUCAGCUCCCCAUGCGACCUGCCCGACACGUCACCUCCCACCCACCCAGCCCCUCCAAUGGGUCAGCGCUUGGCAGCUGGGCGUCAGCAGCCACCGCUCUGGCUCACACCCGCAGUGCUCCCUCCGCCCCUCACUCCACUCCUGUGGGUCUUGGGGCCCUUUCUCCGCGUCCCCGCCUUCCUGUCCCAGGCCAACCGCGGGGCUGCUUCUAAAUGGAAGAGCCCUUCCCGCAUCUUCUACCGGCAGCACGAGCCCUCCUGGAUUCCGUGUGGUUGUUGGAAGGCAGCACUCAAGGGGUUACUCAGAGAUACAAUCCAAACCCUCUGUCGCUUUUCCAUGGAAAUGUAUCCAGCUGGGGAAGACCAUCAGGCUCAUGGGUUUUGUUUUCUUUUUCAAUUGUACAUUUGUGACUAUUUUAAUACACCUUUUUCCAUGACUGAA